Molecule: messenger RNA, 1750 nt
Organism: Solanum verrucosum
Lineage: Eukaryota; Viridiplantae; Streptophyta; Magnoliopsida; Solanales; Solanaceae
Product: hydroxyproline O-arabinosyltransferase RDN2-like
Exons: 11
Coding region: 1-1716 (571 amino acids)
Molecular function (GO): glycosyltransferase activity
Source: RefSeq, a predicted model, not a curated record
AUGAAUGCUAUUGCCAAGUUCUUGGGUGAUUGGAAGCUUGAAUUUUCAAGGUUGUUAGACUAUGCUGAUACGAUUGAGAGUUGUAGGAAGAUUAUAGGAUUGGAUGGAUGCUUUCUGAAGGCUGGUUGUAGAAGAGAAUUAUUAUUGGCAGUUGGAAAAAAUGGAAACAAUCAAAUGUAUCCAAUAGCUUGGGCAGUGGUUGAUCAAGAAACUAAACACUCUUGGAGUUGGUUCUUAAGCUAUCUCAUUGAAGAUUUGCAACUUGGUGAUGGAACUGGCAUAACAGUCAUCCCUCUCAACACCCCCACACAACAGCAUGUAAGGCCCUUUCAACAACCACCAAUGAGGCAGCCUAUCAUUGGACAUGCCUCGACUUUAUGUGCAGAUACUUCAAAGGUUAAAGGAAUGAAAAAGCAGCAGCCAACUGCAAGGGCAUCAUCUACUUCAACUGCCUGGGCAGCAUCUACUUCAACUGCAAGACCAACAUCUUCUCCAGUUGGAAUGUCGCCAGCUUCUUCAGUUGGAAGAAAAAAAACAAGAGAUGUGGGAUUUGAUGUUUACACAGAUAUACAAUCUGGAAGACAAGUGAUUAAUAUAUGGCAAGGACGCACACUAAGGACAAGAGUUAUUGUCAUGAAACCACUAGUAUUUUUUUUUCUUCUGUCCCUUGUUUUUUCCUUUGUAACAUAUAAUCUGAUUACCAUGGUUAUAAGGUAUACAUUUGUUGGCUUUGAGAAAUCAAACUCAAAGGCUGUUGGUUUCACUCAACUAUUUCUUGAUCCCAUUAUUCACAUGCCUCACAAUCUCACAAAACCUAAACCCCAAAAGUUGCUAUUCCAUAUUGCAUUAACAGCAACUGAUACUCCUUAUAGCAAGUGGCAAUGCCGCAUCAUGUACUAUUGGUAUUUGAAAAAGAAGAAUUUACCAGGUUCAGAGAUGGGAAAAUUCACUCGAAUCCUUCAUUCAGGAACCCCUGACAAUCUAAUGGAUGAAAUUCCCACAUUUGUCGUUGAUCCUCUUCCACAAGGUUUUGAUAUGGGUUACAUUGUCCUCAAUAGACCUUGGGCAUUCGUUCAGUGGUUGGAGAAGGCUACCAUAGAAGAGGAAUACAUACUUAUGGCAGAGCCUGAUCACAUUUUUUUGAACCCGCUCCCAAAUUUAGCUUAUGGAGAUUACCCAGUUGCUUUCCCUUUUUUCUACAUGAAACCUGCCGAACACGAGGAGAUCAUAAGGAAAUUCUUUCCCAAAGAAAAUGGUCCUGUAACAAAUGUUGAUCCCAUUGGAAAUUCCCCGGUCAUCAUUAAGAAGAAUUUGUUGGAGCAAGUUGCAACUACAUGGAUGAAUAUUUCUCUAAGAAUGAAGCAUGAUGAAGAAACGGAUAAAACUUUUGGCUGGGUCUUAGAAAUGUAUGCGUAUGCUAUAGCUUCUGCUUUGCAUGGUGUGCAGCAUAUUCUUCGGAAAGACUUUAUGCUACAGCCACCCUGGGAUUUGGACAAUAGAAAAAAGUUUAUCCUCCAUUACACUUAUGCGUGUGACUACAAUAUGAAGGGGGAGCUUACUUAUGGAAAAAUUGGAGACUGGCGAUUUAAUAAGAGGUCCUAUAUCAAAGGACCUCCACCUAAAAAUCUAUCCCUGCCUCCACCUAACAUCCCUGAAAGUGUGGUAACUCUCGUGAAGAUGGUAAACGAAGCAACUGCCAACAUUCCAAAUUGGUGAGCAGAGCAGUGAUAUUAUACUAUUUGAAGCCCAA